Somion occarium is the source of this 1692-nucleotide messenger RNA. Lineage: Eukaryota; Fungi; Basidiomycota; Agaricomycetes; Polyporales; Cerrenaceae. The record is from the annotation of a GenBank genome assembly.
GAACCAGCCAGCCAGUAAUUGUUGCCUUUCUCCAUCAUACCACGACAUGCCGCGCGAAAUUAUCAAUGUUCAGGCCGGUCAGGCCGGAAAUCAAGUUGGAGAGAGUUUUUGGAGGAUGCUCCUAGCCGAGCAUGGAUUGGACGAGGAAGGAUUCUACCAAGGAAAUGACCCCUUGCAGCUCGCAAGGGUUGGAGUCUACUUCAACGAAGUUGAGCACUCGGGCUCGAGGACGAAAUACGUCCCACGAAGUGUUCAGAUUGAUCUUGAGGCGGGUGUAUGCGACCGUAUACGUGGUGGCAAAAUUGGCAGCCUGUUUCGUCCAGACACCUUUAUCACAGGAAAUAGCGGUGCAGGGAACAACUGGGCAAAGGGCUUCUAUACAGAGGGUGCCGAAUUAAUUGACCCUAUUCUUGAGAUUGUCCGCAGACAAACAGAAGCAUGCGACGCUCUUCAAGGAUUUCAGCUGCUACACUCAAUCGGUGGUGGUACGGGAGCUGGUCUUGGUUCCUUGCUGCUAUCAAAAUUCCGAGAAGAAUUCCCCGACAGGAUGUUGGCAACAUAUUCAGUUAUUCCGUCGCCGAAGGUCUCUGAGACUGUCGUCGAGCCAUACAAUGCAUUGCUUUCAAUUCAUCAGCUCGUUGAAAACAGUGACCUAACAAUGUUGAUCGAUAAUGAAGCUUUAUAUGAUAUCACCGUCCGGACACUGAAGUCCAAGAACCCCGCCUUUGAUGAUCUGAACGUUCUUGUGUCCCAAGUCAUGUGUGGUAUCAGUACCAGUCUGCGGUUCCCUGGCCAGCUGAAUGGCGAUUUGAGAAAACUAGGCCUGAACCUCGUUCCUUUCCCUCGGCUCCACUUCCUGAUGCCCAGUUAUGCACCUUUCUAUGACCCUAAUGCGAAGGCAUUCAUUCGAAUGUCUGUCAAUGAUUUGACCCAAGCAUUGUUCGAUCGACGCAAUCUACUCGUAGCUUGUGACCCAAGAUUUGGUCGCUAUUUGACUGCUGCCACUAUCUUCCGUGGCAAGAUAUCCUCGAACGAGGCGGAGCAAUCUGUUCUUGAUCUUCAACGCAAGAACUCUGCUCAAUUCGUCGAGUGGAUCCCCGAUAAUGUGUCCGUGACGCUGUGCACCGUCCCGCCAGUGGGUCAAACUCAGAGUGCAACCUGUUUGGCAAACUCCACCGCGGUCCAGGAGCUGUUCAAGCGUAACUUGACACAGUUCGCUGCCAUGUAUAAGCGACACGCGUUCCUUCAUUGGUACACCGGCGAAGGAAUGGAUACGAUGGAAUUCGCUGAAGCCGAAAGUAAUGCGAGAGAUCUGAUUGCCGAAUACCAGCAAUACCAAGAAGCAUCCGUUGACGACGAUGAAGUACUUGAAGAAGAAUAUGAAGAGGAGGCUGCCUAUGAAGAGGACGAGCAACAGUGACCGGCACGACGGAAUUCUAAUGCCCCGUUCAAUUGGAAAUACCCUUCCAGCUUCCAUCUAGCGUACCUGACACUACUCCCCGGGUCUCAAUCGUGAAGUUCGCGGCCUGGCAUAAUUUCUUGAUAUGCAUAUGUUCCCAACUAGCUUCCCAUUGCAAAAAUAUUCGUAAUGCGAACCUUUGUUGCACCAUUUCACUUCGGUACAUUCGCAUUCAUGUAAAGGCAGAUUGACUAAGAAUGACGAUAGGCAAAUGCCACGCCCCGUUGUACGGA